UACCUCAUCGUUCGCGUCAGUCGUUUUCCGAGGCCUAGUCGGUGUAUCGUGUGUGUUGCGAGUCUCCUUUCAGAAUCGUAUUCGCAUCGCGAAACAGGAGAAAGGAAGACGAAAAAGGGUGACGGAAAGGACGCGUCGUUUUGGAGGCCGCUUCAGGCUUUCCAUUCUCGAUUCGAAUUUCAGUGCGCAUUUUUGACGAAAAGCGAGUUCGAGGGUUGAUCGAUCGAUCGAUCUCUCGAGAGAAUAAGUGCGAUCCUGUGGGAGAAGAGACGAACGCCGGAUCGGUCGGCGCGUCGCUCCUGUGCGCAGCUCGGGCCCCCGGACAGGCCCGAAACGAAAAUUCACGCGGUACGACGGUCAGUUGCAGAGCCGACCGCGGACGGGAUCGUGACAACGUGGGACGUCAUCGAGGGAUUCGACACUGCGCCACGGACGGAAGAUUAAACGAAAAUGGCGCUGUUCGGUUUGGUUUCUGCAGUUUCCGGCUUCGUCAAGGUGCGAUACUUGAUUGACAAAGCUGUUAUCGAUAACAUGGCCUUCAGAAUGCAUUAUAGAACCACGUCGGCUAUUCUGUUCGCAAGUUGCAUCAUUAUUACUGCCAGUAACUUGAUAGGUGACCCCAUCCAGUGCCUGUCGGAAUUGCCCUCAUCCCACGUGAUAAACACGUAUUGCUGGAUCACGUAUACGUUCACGCUGCCGGAGACCCAUUCGCAGCCUGUGGGUACCCACGUGGCUCACCCAGGUCUGGGCGGCGAUUACGGGGAGAAGAGGUACCACUCGUAUUACCAGUGGGUGCCGUUCAUGCUGUUCUUCGAGGGCGUGCUUUUCUACAUACCGCACUGGAUGUGGAAGCAUUGGGAAGAGGGUAAGAUCAGAACGAUAUCCGAGGGCAUGAGAGGUGCCAUGGUCGAAACCAAGCAGGAGCGACAAUCCAAGAUCGACAGACUGGUCCAAUAUCUUAUCGAGACUCUGCACAUGCACAACAGCUAUGCCGCUGGCUAUUUCUUCUGCGAACUCCUCAAUUUCGUCAACGUCAUCGGCAAUAUAUUCUUCGUGGAUACCUUCUUGGGCGGCGCUUUCCUUACAUACGGCACGGAAGUAUUGAAGUUUAGCAACAUGAACCAAGAGCAACGUACUGACCCGAUGAUCGCGGUAUUUCCGCGCGUGACCAAGUGCACCUUUCACAAGUUUGGUGCCUCCGGCACGAUCCAAAAGUUGGACGCGCUCUGCGUGCUCGCGCUCAAUAUUCUUAACGAGAAAAUUUACAUCUUCCUGUGGUUCUGGUUCAUUAUACUGGCGAUUUUCUCUGGCUUGGCAGUGCUUUACAGUGCGGCCAUAGUGUUGAUGCCUAGCACGCGGGAAACGAUCCUUAAGAGGCGUUUCAAGUUUGGUACACCAGCUAUGGUUAACACGCUCAUUCGAAAGACUCAGGUUGGCGACUUUCUGAUGCUUCACUUGCUAGGUCAGAAUAUGAAUCUCAUGAUGUUCAAUGAAGUGCUGGAGGAGAUGUGUCGGCGUUUGCAAUUCGGCAGUAGUAGCGGCGCCUCGCCGGUAUCAGUACCGUCAGCACCCAGCACCCUUGAAAUGUCAACACCGAUAUAUCCGGAAAUCGAAAAGUUCGCCAAGGAUACUGAGAUCUAAAUACGAGAAGAGGUUUUGGCGACAAAGUUGUCGUUUUCCUCUACUGCCUCUUUUUACUUGUUCGUAUUGUGAUAAUACCGCAGACGGUUCUACAACGUGGUACUGUCGUCUCGGUGCCAAUAAAAAAAAAAAAAAAAAAAAAAUAAGGUUCGUGCCGCGUCAUCGGUUAACUUAGUCCGCACGUAUGUAAAACCAUACGUGUAUCUCUCUCUUAUUUCUGUUAUCUAUUGGGGUGUCCAACAUGGCAUUGCUAUUAUGCGACACUGGUAAAACAUAGAUUUGAGUCGACAUUAAAAAGACUUGACUCUUGUCUUCUGUCAAUGAGAAUUUCACUCACGUGCUCAUUAAAACACAAGGCAAUCCUUGACGUUGAUAUCCAAUAAGAGAUUUACUUUCAAUAGAACAUUUUCAAAUAACAAAAUCACUAGACAAGGCUGAUUCUCGCUUUCUUUAUUAUGGAAAUCAUAUCCAAUUUGAUUGUCAUUUGAAAGUUCAUCUUAUUCGUGGAUGAAAUAAUAUAUCAAUAAAUUAAUACAAUGCGCGAUUUGUCUCAUUAGUUUUUGAUACUUUUCUCAUUAUGAAACAUCGUUCACUUAACGUUGUUAUCGCUAUUACAUAAAUUACAUAACUCUAAUACCCGAGCUUGACUUGAAGAAAAAUAGUAUGAACCAAUGCUAGCCCUCGUUAUCUCCUUAUUCAUCCAGCGAUCGUUAUGAAAUUUUCAUGUGUCGUAAAAACCAAGCGAGAACACAUAAAAUUGCAUACGCCAACGAGGCUUCUUGCCGAUAUUUCUCCAACUAGAUUUCUAUUAUUCAUUUUUUCCUGUUCUUAAAAGUAUUUCCGUUCGAGUGGCACAAUGCGAUUAAAGAUUAUACGACAUUGUAUUUCAACAGACUUGUCUAAAAAGCAUGUUGGUAUUUUAUAUUAACUGCAGCGACACGAACUAACAUUAGAUUAUCAAAUAUAUAAAUGUAGAUGAUACUACAUAAUGCUCUCGAAUUAUACGACGUAUGCACGUGUAAUUGUUUACGAUUGUUAAGUCGCAACAAAUUUUCAAAUGUGAUAAAUUCACAUUCCCACUCGCUGUAAGAUCGAACCAUUAUAAUUAUUAAUCAUUCGUCCCAUAUAAAUGCCGAUUUAUUUCGCAGUAACUCGAAAAGAACAUGAGACACGUAAAUGACGUAAAUUGAUAAUGGUGUUCCUUAACUCUUCAUGUCACGAACGAAUUUCUUUUAUAUUUACCAUCGAGCAGAAGAAAAAGCAAGUAUCGAAACAGUAUUGUGGAUAUUUUGCAAUACUUCCAAUAUUUGCUUUUACACUACAUAAGAAAUUAUCCAUAGAUUGUUUAUGUGCGUUAGGAAGGCACAUAAAUAUUAACGUUUUAUCUAAGUGGUAUAAUUGUUUAUAGAGUAUCUUAUUAUUUUUGUGACGUUAUAUGACGAGUAUGUCAUUAUGAUUUUGUCUCAAUUGCAUAGAAAUGAAAAAAGACAUAGAUGAAGCUCUGCUCAACAACUAAUUAUCUAAUCCUUUAGACGAUUGUACGAAUAUAUCGUAUGUAUGUAUAUCCGAAAAUUUAUCUGCAGAAAGCGAUCUACUUUAAAGCUUAAUUUCCGAGCAAUAUACGCAAAACGCGCAUAUGUCACAUAUCAUAGAACAUCACACUGCGCGAUUAUUUAUAACAAAGAUGUAAAAAUAUUGCGAGUUACUUUACACCAUGGGAUGGUGUAAUUGCACUGCCUAUAAAAGUAAAAUAGCGUAUCAACAACCGGAAAAAACAAAAAGAAGCAUGGUGUACAUCGAGAAUAACUCAUCUGUUUUCUAUAAAUUAUUAUUUUUUUUUAAAGUAUUUUCAUGCGGCUGGCGCUAUAAUUGUAACAAGAAUUAAGCGAAUAGUAUAAUUUAGAUUCGAUUAAAAAAAAACUAUUCAUGCGAUCUCAUUGAUCGUAGUCACAUCCUGUGUUUAGUUUGUCUUCUUCUUUUUCGCAGAUUAUUGUAGAAGAUCUCUACAUGUAUCAGAGAUUAAAUUUCUGAACCGUGAAAAUUAAUUACGCUGAAAAUUACAUUGGGAAAAACAAAUUAAAGAAGAAAUGAAGAUUAUAUUUAAAAUACAACAUAUGAAAUAGGAAUCUGUAUAAAAUGUAUAGGAGUUCUUCUAUACAUGAUCAUAUCUUACGAUACAUAAAAAUCUUCAUAAUGUUCUUAAUGAUAUAAUUAAGUACUUUAUUAACCUUAAUUGGGAUUAUUACAAUUUUGUUUGCGAACGAUAUCAUAUCCGAAUAUUAUGCUGUCUCGUAAGUAGACUUCGCGCGAUUAAUUAUCACGUAUGCGUAAUCUACCUUCCUGUUAAUAGAAACAAUAGGGACAUUCCUUCGACGUUUGGAUAGAUUCCUCUAUGUCUUCUUACCCGCGAGAAUGAUGUAUAAGCGUUGCCAACAAUAACUAUAUAUAAUGAUAAUAUUAUAACGAUCCUUUUCCUUUACGAUAUUCGCAACCCAUUAGAUUAUCAUUAAUCGCGAUCCGAGUGAUAUCUUAAGAUAGAUAUUUAAGAUGAAUGAAAGAGAGGGAGAGAAAGAGAACGAGAGAAAGAAAGAGAUUAAUUAUAGAUGUAAUAGUUGUUCGUAAAAAAUGUGCCUUUUAUAUAUAUAUAUAUAUAUAUACAUACACAUAUUAUAUAUAUACACACACAUAUAUAUAAAUAGGAUACGAAAAGAAGAUUACAUACAUUAGCGUGUUCUUUAAGAGAAGCGGAAACGCUUCUCGUGACUCGCAUUCGAUGAGAGGAAGACUGCCAACAUGUGCAACGUCGUUAUAGCGAUUAAUACGAGAGAGAAUGACAGAGAAUAAACGAAAUUCUUUCCAA
Pogonomyrmex barbatus (red harvester ant) is the source of this 4501-nucleotide messenger RNA. RefSeq names its product innexin 3 (gene Inx3). Gene Ontology annotation, molecular function: gap junction channel activity. The record is from RefSeq and is a predicted model, not a curated record. Gene Ontology annotation, cellular component: gap junction; plasma membrane. Gene Ontology annotation, biological process: phototransduction. NCBI's taxonomy places the organism in Eukaryota, Metazoa, Arthropoda, Insecta, Hymenoptera, Formicidae.